This is a messenger RNA of Nicotiana tabacum (common tobacco), 368 nucleotides long. The record is from RefSeq and is a predicted model, not a curated record. Lineage: Eukaryota; Viridiplantae; Streptophyta; Magnoliopsida; Solanales; Solanaceae.
UGUUAAAAGCCCAACAAAGAAAAGGGUUAUAUACCGGAAAGCGUCUCUUCCUCUUUCAGUCCCCUACACUACACAUCUCUGUUUUUUAACCUCUUCUCUUUUGAUCUUCCCGGUGUGCAAAAAUGCAGGCUAGUGACAGGUUCAAUAUCAACUCCCAGCUUGAGCACUUACAAGCUAAAUACGUUGGAACUGGACAUGCCGACUUGACUAGAUUUGAGUGGGCAGUAAACAUUCAACGUGACAGCUAUGCGUCUUAUGUUGGACACUACCCAAUGUUGGCGUAUUUUGCCAUUGCAGAAAAUGAAUCAAUUGGAAGAGAACGCUACAAUUUUAUGCAGGUUUGUGCUUGUUGAAAAUGCUUUUCUUGU